This is a messenger RNA of Telopea speciosissima, 1003 nucleotides long. RefSeq names its product psbP domain-containing protein 3, chloroplastic. Gene Ontology annotation, molecular function: calcium ion binding. NCBI's taxonomy places the organism in Eukaryota, Viridiplantae, Streptophyta, Magnoliopsida, Proteales, Proteaceae. The coding region runs from base 79 to 834 and encodes 251 amino acids. Gene Ontology annotation, cellular component: photosystem II oxygen evolving complex; extrinsic component of membrane; photosystem II. Gene Ontology annotation, biological process: photosynthesis. The record is from RefSeq and is a predicted model, not a curated record. The transcript has 10 exons.
AAUCAUGUCCAUCCAUGACCAUGAAGUCUGAAUUGGAAUCUGAGAAAUCAGAACCGAAAAAAGCUUCAUCCGGAAAGAAUGGCGUCCAUUCCAUCACUGUUUUCCGACUCGGCACUAUAUCGAGUCGGCGAUUCCACACUUCUCCGACGUAACAGAAAAGGCAUUUGUAAAUGCGGAAAUAAGUUCGUUCUCUGUUCCAGGAAAAGUGAAACGGAACAAAAACAAAGCUUGCAACUCCAUGGACCGGGAACUAAAAGGAGACAGGCGUUGUUGCAGAUCAUCUUUGGUGCAUUUUCUUUUCCAUCCAUUGCUGUUGGUAGUGUUUCGGCUGAUACAGAUGUAAAAGAGGAUUUCCGUAUUUACUCGGAUGAUACCAAUAAGUUCAAGAUAUCGAUUCCACAAGACUGGCAAGUUGGUGCAGGAAAGGGUGAUGGAAUCAGAUCACUAACUGCUUUUUACCCUGAGGAGACCUCUAGUUCUAAUGUCAGCAUUUUAAUCACGGGGCUUGGUGCGGAUUUUACCAGAUUAGAAUCGUUUGGCAAAGUUGAUGCUUUCGCUGAGAAUCUGGUCUCUGGAUUGGACAGAAGCUGGCAGAGGCCUCCUGGCUUGGCAGCAAAACUCAUUGACUCUAAGGCUUCAAAUGGCCUAUAUUACAUCGAGUAUUCCCUGCAAAAUCCUGGAGAAAGUUGCAGGCACAUAUUUUCUGCCAUUGGGAUGGCAUCAAAUGGUUGGUACAACAGAUUAUAUACUGUAACAGGGCAGUAUGUAGAAGAAGAGUCAGAAAAAUACCGAUCCAGAAUUGAGAAGUCUGUGUUGUCCUUCAGGUUCAUCUGAGAUGACUCAAGAGGCUGGGAAGCUAGUACAUUUGUCUGUUCCUUGCCAAUGGUGCUUACUUCAUGUUUUGUUAUUUCUUCCGUAGUUCAUUUUCACAGAGAGGCAAACUGUUUAUCUCCCCAUAGGUUUGUGUAAUCUUCUCUUAUUUAUUAUAGGCAAAAUAUAAAUG